Antechinus flavipes (yellow-footed antechinus) is the source of this 3783-nucleotide messenger RNA. RefSeq names its product cysteine and serine rich nuclear protein 3 (gene CSRNP3). Gene Ontology annotation, biological process: regulation of transcription by RNA polymerase II. Gene Ontology annotation, molecular function: sequence-specific DNA binding; DNA-binding transcription factor activity, RNA polymerase II-specific. NCBI's taxonomy places the organism in Eukaryota, Metazoa, Chordata, Mammalia, Dasyuromorphia, Dasyuridae. Gene Ontology annotation, cellular component: nucleus. The transcript has 7 exons. The record is from RefSeq and is a predicted model, not a curated record. Bases 416 to 2167 code for a protein of 583 amino acids.
UAUGUUUUAGAGUAGAAGAAGAUGAGAGUGAAUAAAUAUGAGAGAGAACAGCUAAAAGAUUCCAGUUUGGUAGGAGAUUAAAAAAUAAAGCAAAUAAAGUGCAUCUAUGCCUGCUUUGUAAAAGAUGUAUAGGUACAUGUGACAGUGCUGCAGCAAUGAGUGGAAUUUUAAAGAGGAAUUUGGAAGAAGUUGAGGGCCCCUCAUCCUGUUCCUCUGUGCGGGAAUCAGAUGAUGAAGUUUUUAGCGGUGACAGUGCUGACAGUGGUGAUAGUGUCAAUCCAUCCACUUCUAAUCAUUUUACCGGAAAAAUGAAGGACAUAACUACGGAUUGAAAACAUGGUUUCAGAGGCCUGAAAUCUGCUGGAAGAAACCAAUGUUCUUGAGAUUGUAAGGUACAUGUGACAGCGCUGCAGCAAUGAGUGGAAUUUUAAAGAGGAAGUUUGAAGAAGUCGAUGGCUCCUCACCAUGUUCCUCUGUGCGGGAAUCAGAUGAUGAAGUUUCUAGUAGUGAAAGUGCAGACAGUGGGGACAGUGUCAAUCCAUCCACUUCUAAUCAUUUUACCCCAUCCUCGAUCCUGAAACGAGAGAAGCGGUUGAGAACAAAGAAUGUUCAUUUUAGCUGUGUUACCGUAUACUACUUCACAAGGAGACAAGGUUUCACCAGUGUUCCCAGUCAAGGAGGAAGCACGUUGGGCAUGUCCAGUCGCCAUAACAGUGUUCGCCAAUACACUCUUGGUGAAUUUGCUAUGGAACAGGAGAGGCUCCAUAGGGAGAUGUUAAGAGAGCACCUCAGGGAGGAAAAACUUAACUCUUUAAAACUAAAGAUGACCAAGAAUGGUACCGUAGAAUCCGAAGAAGCCAGCACUCUUACAUUAGAUGACAUUUCGGAUGAUGAUAUUGAUUUAGACAACACGGAGGUAGACGAAUACUUCUUCCUGCAACCCCUGCCAACAAAGAAACGAAGGGCACUGCUUCGAGCCUCUGGAGUGAAAAAGAUUGAUGUGGAAGAAAAACAUGAGCUGCGGGCCAUCCGCCUAUCAAGAGAGGAUUGUGGCUGUGACUGUAGAGUAUUCUGUGAUCCGGAAACUUGUACUUGCAGCCUCGCGGGCAUCAAGUGCCAGGUGGAUCGGAUGUCUUUCCCAUGUGGUUGCACUAAAGAGGGAUGUAGUAAUACAGCAGGUAGGAUUGAAUUUAAUCCUAUCCGAGUCCGGACUCACUUUUUGCACACAAUAAUGAAACUCGAACUGGAGAAAAACCGAGAGCAGCAAAUUCCAACACUGAACGGCUGCCACAGUGAGAUAAAUGCUCACACUAGUUCUAUGGGCCCUGCUGGCCACCCUGUGGAAUAUUCAAUUGCAGAGAAUUUUGAGAUUGAAACAGAGCCCCAAACAACAGUGAUGCAUUUGCAGUCUGCAGAAGAGUUGGAUUGCCAAGUAGAAGAUGAAGAAGAGGAAGAAGAUGGAAGUAGCUUUUGUAGUGGAGUUACAGAUUCCAGCACACAAAGCCUAGCACCAAGUGAAUCAGAUGAAGAGGAAGAGGAGGAAGAAGAAGAGGAAGAAGAUGAAGAAGAUGAGAAAGGAGAUCAUUUUGUGGAAGGUCUGGCUACCCAUGCCGAAGUUGUGCCUCUUCCUUCAGUUCUCUGCUAUUCUGAUGGCACUACAGUACAUGAAAGCCACUCUAAAAAUGCCUCUUUUUACACUAGCUCUUCAACUUUAUAUUACCAAAUAGACAACCAUACUCCAGGCACCACAAAUCAAAUUCCUGAGAACUAUUCUGAAAGAGACACUGUUAAAAAUGGUACCCUUUCUCUGGUGCCUUACAGCAUGACAUCAGAGCAGUUUGUUGACUAUGCUCGACAAGCAGAAGAGAGCUAUGGCAGCUCACAUUACCCAUCUGCAAACCCCUCUGUAAUAGUCUGCUGCUCUUCAUCAGAAAAUGAUAGCCAUGUGCCAUGUAAUAGCUUAUAUCCUGAACAUAGGCCAAACCACCCUCAAGUGGAAUUUCACUCUUAUUUGAAAGGUCCCUCCCCAGAGAGAUAUGUUUCUACUUUGAAUGGCGACAGUCACAUAGUUGAGCAUCCUGCUGAAAAUUCCUUAAGCCUUUCGGAAAAGAGCAGAUUGCACGAAGAAUGCAUCAAGUCAUCAGUGAUUGAGACCGUCCCCGUGUAGUAGGUUAAGUUGUCCCAGAACCACCUUCCUAUAUUUAAAUGCACUGUUAUUUAAUUGGAUUUCCUAGACUCAGCAUUGUUUUAAACUGUGGACCAAGAAAACUUGGACUAUGGUUAAAGUUCCAGAUGCUUUUGUUUCUUCUUUCUAGCUUUUGGGACAGUGGCAUUGCACAAAUACAAGUUCAUACAAGGAUUUUGAAAUAAAUCAGAUGUUUUUGAUAAAAAAAAAAAGAGCUAAAUUUAAAAAUGCAUAUUUCAGUCACUGACCUGUCAAACUCUGUGAAACCUGCCAAUCUGUAUAGAUCAAAGCUCCAAGUUUUUUGAUUAUUGGGCCUGUGCAAGAUUCUUAACUAAUACUUGGAAACGAUCAGAUUUAGAGUCCUAAUUUUCAAUAUCUGAAGUUGAUAGUGACUUUUUGAUGUAAAAGUAAUUAUUGUAAGAAAAAUAUUUAAUUGUUCAUAUGUAUUUUAUUUAUGGUAGUUUAGCAGAUCAUGUUUUGAUGGAAAUUAAUAUGUUCAUUUAAACUUAAGAGCCACACCAGAGCAUGCCCAUAUGGAUUGCAAAUAGCGUUCCAUCUACAUUUUUAUGAACAUUACUAAUACGAUCUGCAGAUACUUUCUUAAAGGUGAACUAGGCCUAUUUUUGCUAUUUUGAACAAAUAAAUGAAUCUAUUUGUGCAGGUCCAUAUACAAUUUUCUCUAAAGGUAAGGGUUAGGACAAUCCUCCUGCUAGGGUCUGGAUCAGUGCCUUCCCACACUUAGUUCCAGGGAAGGAAGUAAAAAGAAUUGCCACUUUAGAAACAAAAACAAUAAAAAUGGCAUUGUCUUUGUUCUUAGCUUGUCUAGUAGCACCUUUGAGCCCUAUACCCCCAUAUGGAAAUGCACUUUAGUGCCCUUGGCAGUACCUGCUGAGGUGUAGGGACUGUGAAAAUUUUAGGGGGUUAAGGGCUAGGAUAGAAAGCUGUAAUUAUCUUGGGGUUUAUAUGAUACAGUAGUCUUAAAAUAAUAUUUUUUGUGAAAGAACGAAUAAAGAUUUUCUUCAACCAGUUUGGGAAUCUAAAUCAGAGGUCAAUAAGAUCAGAGUUAUAAUGCUUGUCAGGUUAUAGGAAGCAUGAAACAUGGAUGAAGCAAGUAGAUGUUUUUCUAAAAAAAACCAAUAUUUGCAAACUAGAUAUAUAGAGAGAUUUCAAUUUUGUAAUUAACAGUGUGAACAAUGGGCCAUCACCCAAAUAUUCAACUAGGCCUUAAGUUUCUGAAGCAUUAUGAAUUUCUCUUGCCUGGGAUAAUUAGCAGGAAAAUCCAGAAUGCAUUUUUUGCAUUCUCAUUACCUCAUGUUCCCUUAACUUAUUAAAGGAACAGACACAUGGAAUCUAAAACAUGCACUCCUGGCCUUUAGAUUAUCUGUACUUGGUUUGCCUGGAGAAGGAUUUCUAGGAUCCCUUUUUUUUUUUUUUUUUUUUUUUUUUUUUUUUGUAAAUUGACUUAGGUAACAAAAUAGCGUGCACUACCUUUUUUUCAAUGCAAUAUGACACUUCAUCUGUUUCAGUAUUUUGUCCUAUUGAUAUGAAGUAUCAUAUGUUGUUUGUUGGUUUAAAUGUAGAUUUGACUUGCUGUUCAA